AUUGAAUCAGUACGGCUCAAUUUGCAAAUUACUGUCCCCUCAGAAAAAUUAUUGACUUUUGACAACUGGGUUUUCUCAGACGUUGGGAACCUAAAUUUAACAAUAAAACAAAGAAACAGAUUUGAAUUUCCAAUUCCUUUCCUCUUCUUCUCACCGACAUUGCCUACUAUUUCAUCCAAACACAGAGCCAGAUCCAAAGCCAGUCAAGAAAGCUCAAAGCCAAAGAUUCGAAGUCUUAAAAGCAAACUUAGCGACUAAGGACAACCCCCACAACUUUUCAUAAUCUCCAUCUCUUUGGUUUCUUCUUCCAUUUUCUCAUUUCCCAUUGACCCCUUUUCUCUAAAAUGAGUGAAAAUAGUUUCUUAUAUUCACUCACUUCCUUGUUCUUGGUUUUGAGCUUCAGCUGCAUCUAUGGUGAAGACCCAUAUAGGUUUUUUACUUGGAAUAUCACAUAUGGAGACAUUUGGCCUCUUGGAGUAAAGCAACAGGGUAUUUUGAUUAAUGGGCAAUUUCCAGGGCCACAAAUUGAGGCAGUUACGAACGAGAAUUUGAUCAUCAAUGUGUUUAAUAGUUUGGAUGAGCCUUUCCUGAUCUCCUGGAAUGGGAUUCAACAAAGAAGGAACUCUUGGCAGGAUGGAGUUUAUGGCACAAAUUGCCCCAUCCCACCAGGACAGAAUUUCACUUAUGUCUUGCAAGUUAAAGAUCAGAUCGGUAGCUACUUUUACUUCCCCUCUUUGGCCUUGCACAAGGCCGCUGGUGGCUUCGGUGGCUUCAAAAUUCAAAGCCGCUCUAUAAUUCCUAUACCCUUUCCUACUCCUGCCGGAGAAUUUACUGUUCUUGCUGGUGAUUGGUACUCUAAAAACCACACUGAUUUGAGAGCCAUUUUAGAUGGUGGUAGUGAUCUUCCUUCCCCUGAUGGGCUUCUCAUCAAUGGUCGUGGUUUAAAUGGGAACACAUUUACUGUUGAACAAGGCAAGACUUACAGGUUACGGAUAUCAAAUGUGGGGCUUACAACUGCUAUUAAUUUCAGAAUACAAGGCCACAAAAUGCUUCUGGUUGAGGUUGAAGGAACUCAUACCCUUCAGAAUACUUAUGAAUCCAUUGAUGUUCAUCUGGGGCAAUCCUACUCUGUCUUGGUCACUGCUGAUCAGCCACCACAAGAUUACUACAUUGUUGUCUCUACACGUUUUACCUCCCAAAUUCUCACAACCACCUCCAUUCUUCAUUACAGCAACUCAGCAGCUAGUGUAUCUGGUCCUCCUCCUGGUGGACCGACAAUUCAAAUUGAUUGGUCACUUGAACAAGCUCGAUCUCUCAGGCGUAAUCUGACUGCAAACGGCCCGAGACCAAAUCCUCAAGGUUCUUACCAUUAUGGAUUAAUCAAUGUUACCCAUACAAUAAGGCUUCAAAGCACUGCUCCAAUCAUUAAUGGCAAGCAGAGAUAUGCUGUCAAUAGUGUGUCUUUUAUUCCAGCUGAUACUCCUCUCAAACUUGCUGACUAUUUCAAGAUCUCUGGUGUUUUCUCUCUUGGAAGUAUCCCUGAUUACCCCACCGGUAGUGGUGCUUACCUUCAAACUUCUGUCAUGGCUGCUGACUUUAGAGGCUAUGCUGAAGUUGUAUUUGAGAAUCCUGAAGAUGUUGUACAGUCAUGGCACGUUGAUGGACACAAUUUCUUCGUCGUGGGGAUGGAUGGAGGACAAUGGACACCUGCCAACAGAUUGACUUACAAUUUAAGAGACACGAUCUCUCGAUGUACUGUUCAGGUGUAUCCAAAGUCCUGGACUGCAGUUUACAUGCCUUUAGACAAUGUGGGGAUGUGGAACAUAAGGUCUGAGAAUUGGGCUCGCCAGUACUUGGGUCAACAACUAUAUCUUCGUGUGUAUUCACCCGUGAAUUCAUGGCGAGACGAAUAUCCAAUCCCAAGCAAUGCUCUUAAAUGUGGUCGAGCAAUUGGUCUCAACCCUCCGUCUCUAUAAAGCAAGAACAGUUCAGAUCAGAAAUCAAUUUCAUCAAAGGUUUUCUGUAAAACCUGUAGUGUUUUGGUUCAACUCGAGCCCUUGGUCUAUUUCUAGCUUGAUUUGUUCUGUCUGAGUCUCUGUUUCAACAUUUUUUUUUUGUUGGUUCGCCAUUGUCUUGCUUGAAUUCUUGUUAGUUUCUUAGUUUUUAGUUAUCAAUCUUUUAGAGACAUUAUACAAUGUUGUAAUACCAAAAACGUUUUGGAAAAUUCAAAGAAAUGAGACAUGCGAUAUUGUGAAUGGAUGCA
Cucumis melo (muskmelon) is the source of this 2263-nucleotide messenger RNA. Its product is annotated as L-ascorbate oxidase homolog. NCBI's taxonomy places the organism in Eukaryota, Viridiplantae, Streptophyta, Magnoliopsida, Cucurbitales, Cucurbitaceae. The coding region runs from base 345 to 1976 and encodes 543 amino acids. Gene Ontology annotation, molecular function: oxidoreductase activity; copper ion binding. The transcript is spliced from 8 exons. The record is from RefSeq and is a predicted model, not a curated record.